Molecule: messenger RNA, 792 nt
Organism: Nicotiana tabacum (common tobacco)
Lineage: Eukaryota; Viridiplantae; Streptophyta; Magnoliopsida; Solanales; Solanaceae
Product: protein LURP-one-related 14
Source: RefSeq, a predicted model, not a curated record
UUCAAAACAUAGCAUUUGAUAGCACUAGCUAAUCCAUUUGAAUAUAUACUCGAGCCAAUCAAAUGGCAAAAGUAGCUGAAAUGGCAUAUGGGGUACCUGCACCCCUGGUUAGUGUAGUAGGGGACUGCUUUUGCGUACCAUACCAGAUAGACCUGAUUGUGAAGAAGACGAUAAGAGGACUCACAGACGCACAUAUUGAUGUACUAUUAAAUAUCAUUGGUAAUCUACACUUCCAACUUGAUGGCAGCCUUUUAAAAGAACAAAGAAGCAAAAGGGAAUAUGAUUUUGAGCUCAAUAGAUUGCAUUAUGACGCAAUGACAUGUCGUCAUAGGUGGAUAGUUCAUGGCGGGGAGAGUUCAGAUGCAAGCCAUAUUCUCUAUAGCGUGCAACGAUCUAGUUCCCUCCGGAUGAAAACUCGACUAGAUGUCUUCUUGCCAAGCAAUGCCGACGAAAAUGUCCCUAAUUUUCAAGUUAUUGGAUCUUAUCAUUCUCAGUCAUUCAAAGUGUAUAAAGGCGAAACUCUGCCUGCUGAGGUGAAUGACAACUUCAAACUAGGAAGCUUUCUAUGUAAAGGCAAGGAGAGCUUUCAAGUCAGAGUUUAUCCUGGAGUGGAUUAUGCAUUUAUCAUCUCACUUCUUGUUAUACUUAACGAAAAUGACUUCUAGACAACAUGCUAUUGUUUCUCUCUGUGGUUGUAAUUAGUAGUCUUUUUGGUGGAUUCUUGUGAUGUUUUAAUCUACAUUGUGUUAUUGUGUGAUAUAUAAGCUGAAUAAAUUUAGUCCUACUUAAUUG